GCUUUGAAAUCACAUAUCAGAACACACACAGGAGAAACACCUUUCAGCUGCGAGUAUUGUGACUAUAAAUGUGCUCAAUCAAGUGCUUUGAAAUCACAUAUCAGAACACAUACAGGAGAAACACCUUUCAGCUGCAAGUAUUGUGACUAUAAAUGUGCUCUAUCUGGUAAUUUGAAGAGACACAUGAGAAAACACACUGGGGAAAAGCCUUUCAGUUGUGAGUUAUGUGACUAUAAAUGUGCUCAAUCAAGUGCUUUGAAAACACAUAUCAGAACACAUACAGGAGAAACACCUUUCAGCUGCAAGUAUUGUGACUAUAAAUGUGCUCAAUCAAGUGCUUUGAAAUCACAUAUCAGAACACACACAGGAGAAACACCUUUCAGCUGCGACUUUUGUGACUAUAAAUGUGCUCAAUCAAGUGCUUUGAAAUCACAUAUCAGAACACAUACAGGAGAAACACCUUUCAGCUGCAAGUAUUGUGACUAUAAAUGUGCUCUAUCUGGUAAUUUGAAGAGACACAUGAGAAAACACACUGGGGAAAAGCCUUUCAGUUGUGAGUUAUGUGACUAUAAAUGUGCUCAAUCAAGUGCUUUGAAAUCACAUAUCAGAACACAUACAGGAGAAACACCUUUCAGCUGCGAGUAUUGUGACUAUAAAUGUGCUCAAUCAAGUGCUUUGAAAUCACAUAUCAGAACACAUACAGGAGAAACACCUUUCAGCUGCGAGUUUUGUGACUUUAAAUGUGCUCAGUCAGGUAAUUUGAAAUCACAUAUCAGAACACAUACAGGAGAAACACCUUUCAGUUGUGAGUUAUGUGACUAUAAAUGUGCUCAAUCAAGUGCUUUGAAAUCACAUAUCAGAACACACACAGGAGAAACACCUUUCAGCUGCGAGUAUUGUGACUAUAAAUGUGCUCAAUCAAGUGCUUUGAAAUCACAUAUCAGAACACAUACAGGAGAAACACCUUUCAGCUGCAAGUAUUGUGACUAUAAAUGUGCUCUAUCUGGUAAUUUGAAGAGACACAUGAGAAAACACACUGGGGAAAAGCCUUUCAGUUGUGAGUUAUGUGACUAUAAAUGUGCUCAAUCAAGUGCUUUGAAAUCACAUAUCAGAACACAUACAGGAGAAACACCUUUCAGCUGCAAGUAUUGUGACUAUAAAUGUGCUCAAUCAAGUGCUUUGAAAUCACAUAUCAGAACACACACAGGAGAAACACCUUUCAGCUGCGACUUUUGUGACUAUAAAUGUGCUCAAUCAAGUGCUUUGAAAUCACAUAUCAGAACACAUACAGGAGAAACACCUUUCAGCUGCGAGUUUUGUGACUUUAAAUGUGCUCAGUCAGGUAAUUUGAAAUCACAUAUCAGAACACACACAGGAGAAACACCUUUCAGCUGCGAGUAUUGUGACUAUAAAUGUGCUCAAUCAAGUGCUUUGAAAUCACAUAUUCGAACACAUACAGGAGAAACACCUUUCAGCUGCGAGUUUUGUGACUUUAAAUGUGCUCAGUCAGGUAAUUUGAAAUCACAUAUCAGAACACACACAGGAGAAACACCUUUCAGCUGCAAGUAUUGUGACUAUAAAUGUGCUCAAUCUGGUACUUUGAAGAGACAUAUAAGAACACAUAAAGGAGAAACAACUACUAGCUGAAAAUUUGUGACUUUACAUGUACUCAUUCAAAUUUAUUUUACUGUGUUUCUUAGAGUGGUCACUAAUAACAGGACAAGUGUGUUGAACAUGUGUGUACACUCAUGUCACCAUUCAUUGUUGUGUCAUCACAGCUAAAGGCUUCAAACAACAUUAUUUGAGGUUCUGAGUAUUGGCCCACACCUUGACUCUAUUCAAAUUGCCAGGGUCACCCUGGGCUGGCGUCUGGGGAGGGGCAGAGUUGGGGAUGCUGCUCUCAGUGUGGUGUGUGCCGGCCGGUGGUUGGAGCGGCCUUUUGGGGACGGCUGGGCUCCCCGCGGUGUUCGGUGUCCUCCAGAUACACCACGGUUGUCAUCUCACAAGACUGAAAUUCUCUCCUUUCUGAGAGGUGAUAGGCCAUGCUUUUGCACUACCUGGAGGGAAAGGGAGUUGCUAGGAGUGGUGGGAGAGUAGUGGCAGUCAUCACUGUCCUUGUAGUGCAUAGCAACAGGUCAAAACUCAUCAGAAAUGGUCCAGGUGUCUUCCGGACCUCAAAUGAGCCUUUGUGGCUGAUUCCGGUUUGCCUCCAGAUCAAGUGGUGUUCGGUUCGUCCUCUUAGGGACCCCUACGGGUGGCAACAGGUCACCUAACCUGUUUUUUAAUAAAUUAAUUAUUCAAACUUAAAUAGUGCAGCAAAGAAAAAAUAAACCACAUUUAUUUGGAUAUAGAAAAAUCUAACCUCAAAAAACUUGCUGAAAGCCUUUCCCUGUGAUGACACAACAAUCUAUGACAAUAUUUGAAUCAUGCAUGUCUUACCGUUAGUGGCCAGCCUUAUGAAAUCAACCUUGCACUUUCCAUUACCUACUCACAAGCAUUACCUGCUCACAUGGUCAUCAUCCACAAUAAUUAUCAAGUCAUUUGAUAAAUAUAGUAUCACGUUGAUAUUUUCCCCCACCAUCAACUCAAUGUCAUGCAGCUUGAUCGUCUGCUUCUCCCUCAAUAGCUCUCCUAUAGUGAGGUCCACGUUAUAAUGGCAGUAUUUGAUUAACAUUGGUGUUGCUUACCCUGUGUAUCAUUCAUCAAAGCAGAAAGGGCUAUCAUUUUCUAGCUCUGCAACAUUUCCAGAUAAUUUUCUAACAAUGUAGAAAUAUGAUCAAUUAACAAAAUAUUCAUUCUCAAUAGUUAUGAAAAUUUAGUAUUUAAUCUUUAGCAAAUAUAUUUUCCCGAGGAAUAAAAUAUAAUUGAUCACUCUAAACAAGAAUGAACAGUUAAUAUUACAUCAGAUAUACCAGUAUCAGCUAGCCUUCAUAGAAGACAGUGACAAGGCAGAGAAUUGGCAAUGCUGUUCCGCUAUCUUUCUCCACUGCCAUUAUAACAUGAACCUCACUAUAGUUGGCCUCAACCUGGUUCCACCAUCCUUGCCCAGGUCUAGGAACACUCAUGGAGCUCACACUUCCUGUAUAUUUCUGAGUAUGAUAUUGUCAUUGGUGAAACCCUGCUUCUUGCUAUCAAGAUGAAUUCUCUUAAUUCAGAAAAAUUAGUCUUGAUUUACUGGGUAAUAUGUAGGUAUUUAAGAAUGUAAGUAUUCAACAUUUUCCAAUCAAUCAUUUAUAAUUUAUUGGCAUGGGUAAUUUAACAGAUACAUGAUAUUGAUGUUCGGUACAUUCAAAAUAUUACAAAAACUUUAAUAAAAAUCAGGAUUAAAAAACUCACAUAAAUUACACAGAUCAAAAUUAAUGGCUACAAAAAAAAAAAUGUGGAGGCCAUCUAAAACUAACCACCAUAUCACAAAAAUAUGUCAUUGUUGAAAAUGUUAUCCCACUUCUCCACUAGUCAGUAUUUAACUCUUUUAUCAAAUGGAUUCAGAAUUUGGGUAUUUCUUAUAUCAUGGAAGCAGAUAUUUGAAAACUUUUUGACUAAUAAUAUUGGGUUCCUUUCAUGAUACUAUGGUGCUGCUUCAGUUUAACAACAUUCCUGAAUAUUCUAUUGUAUUGACGAAUAUCUGCACUCAUUGUCCAAUCACUUUGCAACUGAAUUAUUAUUAAGUUCCAUAUUAUAUUAUGUUAGGUAGUAUUAUAAUUAUAAGUUACAUGUUUUUAUAGUAUCAUAUUAUUAAUGAUUGCAACAUGAAAUAUAACAAUUUCAAAAUGUAUUGUAUAGUUACUCUUGUUAAUUAAAAGGAAUAACUUCGAUUUUUCAAUCAUUGGAUUAUUCUUUUAAUACUAUCAAUAACUUAUCACAACCCAAAAGUAAAGAUUGCCAGGUGAUUCAGGUUUCGGAAACCGGGGACUUUCAAAAUUCAUUUUUCUUUGAAGACCUACAUGAGUACAGCAGUGACUCAUAGCAGCAAUGAUAGGCCAGAAUCACCUCUUCUCUAUCUAGCACUCUGCUGAGCCUCAACAUUGCUUUGAAUUCAAUUCCUUUGAAAAGAUUCAACAUGAGAUGAUCAAGUCAGUCCCUGAUCCAGAGCAACCCCCUACAGAUUGGUAGCACCAGAUGAUAGCAGCUCAUUGAUUUGAACUUCACAUUCCAAUGGAUUACCUGGCAAUCUGUGAAUUGAGAAUUCAAUGAAAAGCCCUGCACACACACAUAUCGAUUUUUGUUUGUACGAUAUUUUGCCGUCCUUAUGAAUUAUAUAAGAUUAAAUGGAACUUGAAAAAUAUCAUUUGUUUAAUCUAAAUGGAAAUUGAUCUAAUGGAA
This is a messenger RNA of Nilaparvata lugens (brown planthopper), 4323 nucleotides long. RefSeq names its product gastrula zinc finger protein XlCGF57.1-like. Gene Ontology annotation, molecular function: DNA-binding transcription factor activity; RNA polymerase II cis-regulatory region sequence-specific DNA binding. The transcript has a single exon. The record is from RefSeq and is a predicted model, not a curated record. Gene Ontology annotation, biological process: regulation of transcription by RNA polymerase II. NCBI's taxonomy places the organism in Eukaryota, Metazoa, Arthropoda, Insecta, Hemiptera, Delphacidae. The annotation marks the transcript as partial.